Molecule: messenger RNA, 428 nt
Organism: Drosophila miranda
Lineage: Eukaryota; Metazoa; Arthropoda; Insecta; Diptera; Drosophilidae
Exons: 2
Coding region: 48-311 (87 amino acids)
Source: RefSeq, a predicted model, not a curated record
GACUCUGCAGGCUGUGGACACAGUUUACAUUGGAAGAGUUUUGCAGAAUGAAGCUGACCCUGCUGUUGAUUCUGUGCGUUUGCCUCUUUGGCUUUGUCUUUGGAAAUACCCUGGUCACCAAGCCACCAUUUCUGCGUAGCCGUUACAGCCUUCGCUGGCGGAAAACGACCCCAGCAGCCACAGAGGCAACCACUGGACACCCCAUGGACCAGGCCACCUCCACAGAGCAUCCCAAGAUGAGGACUUCAACGGCCAAUGCGGACUACGAUUACUACGGCAAUGGUGAAGCAGACAAUGUGGUGCACAAGUAAAAUGCCAAUCUAUCACAAAAAAGUCAGUUCAUAAUCAAUCAAAUUUAGAUCUAUCAGUUAUCUGUCAAUUAUAUACAAUACAACGAAUAAACUAAAAUAUGACAUUUGAAUUUGAAU